UUUCUUAGUGAAACAUUCCUCUCCUUCAUUUAUUUCUGAAAUUUCUAAUUGAAGUUUUAGUGUUGUGCUCUCAAAAAAAAACUGUUUCAAACACCUUUCAACCAAUCCUAAAGUGACUGCAACAAUUAAAAUCGAAUUGUAUUUAAUUAGGAAUUAUUAUCUACUUUAUUAAUCUUUUUAAAUUCAUGUGUAAUUUAUAAUUUUACAUCUGCAUAGACGACAUUUUAAGUAUCAUCAAUUCUCUUUUAAAUAAAAAUGGACCCUGGAGCGAAUGAAAGGCUUAACCAAAUCGCGGAAACAUUAGAUGACAAGAUACAUGAUGCGAAGAAUUUAAUACAAAAUACGGUACAACCAAAUGCAUCACCCCUUCGAAUUGAUGAAGGCAUUCAAGGCAGAAGAAUAAAAAGUGAGAUAGUCUACUCAAGUUCGUCACCGAACAGUAGUUCGUCUGAUGAAAGCAACACAUCUUACACACCCAACAGACUGCAGAGCUCACGAUCCCGUCGUGCCCACAAAUUUCCCACCAACGACGCCAAUAAUAUUGGCGAAUACAAACUGACGGUUAUUGUCGGUAACCAAUCUUUGAAUAUCUCUGGCCGUAAUUUUCACCUUGUCAAGACCGCGAAAGAAAUUCUCGAAGUUCUUCUGUCUGGAAAUGGAGAGCAGUCUAACAGCGAGGUUAACUUCUUCAGUCCUGAAGAAGAGGCUGCCUUCUCUCCUGUUGAUCAGUCUAGCCCGCAGAUUUACUCAAACGUCAAGGUUGAAGUUCCAAGCCCAGAAUUGAGUCCCGAAAGCAAUGCAAUUACUGAAAACGGGAAAGUUGACAAUGUUUGUACAAAUCCGGAACCCACGGAGGCGACGCCGGAGAAAAGUGGUCCCGAAAGCAAUACAAUUACUGAAAAUGGAGUAGCUGACAAACCUUGUACAAAUCCCAAUCCGGAAUCCACGGAAGCGACGCCGAAGGAAGAGGUUUCUAAAGGGCCUAUGUUCAGAAAGAAAUAUACCGGAAAACAAAGACGAAGCAUCAAUAAAAAAUUAAUGAAGAUGAAAGCUCUUAAUGGAGAAAAGUGGUUGUCUAUAGAGGAAUUCCGACGUUUAAAAUCGGAAAGAAGAGCAGCAGAAUUAGCUAAAACGCAGGAGCAAAUAUUUCCACCGUUACCCAUCUAUGAACCCUUUAAACCUCCCGAACCCCCGGAACCUCCAGCCCUUUGUUCCGAAGGAAGUUAUCCAAAAAAGAAAGAAGAAGACGGAAGAUAGAUUUUCUAAUAAAGAUGGCUCUUAAUGGAGAGAAGUGGUUGUCUAACGAGGAAUACUGCCGUUUAAUGUCGGAAAGAAAUAAAGCAGCAGAAUCAGGUAAAAUGCAGGAGCAAAUAUUUCCACCGUUACCCACCUAUGA
Molecule: messenger RNA, 1396 nt
Organism: Leptopilina heterotoma
Lineage: Eukaryota; Metazoa; Arthropoda; Insecta; Hymenoptera; Figitidae
Exons: 6
Coding region: 256-1257 (333 amino acids)
Biological process (GO): positive regulation of translation; regulation of formation of translation initiation ternary complex
Cellular component (GO): cytoplasm; RNA cap binding complex
Molecular function (GO): translation initiation factor activity; eukaryotic initiation factor 4E binding
Source: RefSeq, a predicted model, not a curated record